This is a messenger RNA of Pieris napi, 3802 nucleotides long. It is a transcript of the gene Hydr2, whose product is annotated as abhydrolase domain-containing protein 2. The transcript has 7 exons. Gene Ontology annotation, molecular function: acetylesterase activity; monoacylglycerol lipase activity. The record is from RefSeq and is a predicted model, not a curated record. Gene Ontology annotation, biological process: acylglycerol catabolic process; medium-chain fatty acid biosynthetic process; sperm capacitation. Bases 161 to 1471 code for a protein of 436 amino acids. Gene Ontology annotation, cellular component: sperm plasma membrane; sperm flagellum. NCBI's taxonomy places the organism in Eukaryota, Metazoa, Arthropoda, Insecta, Lepidoptera, Pieridae.
GAGUUUUACUUUGACAGUAGCGGUUAAACGAUUGAUGUGAAAGGCGGAGUGUUUUGUAUACUCUCGUCUAGUACUUAUUUAUUUCUAAACAAAUUUCAGAACAUUAAAUAAAGUCUUUAUUUAUUAUGUAGAAAAUUCAAUCCGUACAAGUGAUCCAAAAAUGUCGACAGUACUUUUGGCCGUUAUUGCAGUGAUAUUAUGUGUACUUUUCCGAAUCUUGAACGUGAAUAGUCAACCACACAAGCCUCUCAUUUAUGGACGAGAUAAAAAUUUCAUAGAAAAUAUUCUCUUCAUAGCUCCAUUUUUGAGUGAACCAUAUAUACCAACAAGAUUAUGGGGAUUCAGUGGACAUGUCCAGACAAUUUUGCACAGUCUUAUUGGAAGAGUCCGUUGCCCUUGGCCAAUCGGUGCAAGAAUAAUGCUAGUUCUACCUGACCGCUCCACUCUAACAUAUGACUUGUAUGAACCUGUUGGUGCGGAACAUGAAGACGACGUAACGGUAGCCAUAUGUCCCGGUAUCGGCAACACGUCGGAGAGUGUGUACAUUCGUACAUAUGUACACUACUCUCAGCGUCACGGGUACAGAUGUGCUGUACUGAAUCACAUUGGUGCCCUCAACAGCGUUCCUGUUACUGGAUCAAGGAUCUUCUCGUACGGUCACACGGAUGACUUCAGUUACAUGGUAGAGAAUCUCAUGGAGAAAUAUCCCAACACAAAGCUGAUUCUAGUAGGAUUCAGCCUUGGCGGCAAUCUGAUUACGAAGUACUUGGGCGAGGACAGGAAAAGACCUAAAAAUAUAAUUGGCGGUAUCUCUAUUUGCCAGGGAUAUAAUGCUAUCGACACAAUGGUGUACCUUCUCCAAUGGCAGAACUUCCGACGUUUCUACCUCUACAUCAUGACAGACAAUUAUAGAAACAUUAUAACGCGACAUAAGCGAAUGCUGCUAAACCAGGACUUGAAGAUUAAGUAUAAUUUGGACGAGAAGAUGAUUGUUUCGGCUGGUACAUUACCGGAUCUAGAUGAGGCAUAUUCUAGGAGAGUACACGGCUUUAAAUCCGUGACGGAGUUGUACAAAUGGAGCUCGUCAGCGUUCUACCUUGAGCGGGUUAAGACGCCCAUGAUAUUCAUAAACGCGCGCGAUGAUCCUAUAGUGCCUGAAGCACUGCUGCCCAACGUCAGGGAAUUUGUUAGUUCGUACGAUAAGAAAAUGUUCUUGGAAUUAGCGCAUGGAGGUCACCUAGGUUUCUAUGAAGGAGGUUUACUCUAUGCCAAUCCCGUGACGUGGCUAGACCGAGCUGUAGUGGGUCUCGUGGGAGGUCUUUUAAUGGCACACAACAAAUGCUCACCCAAAGAAAACAUUGAAACUGACUGUUCGAUAUCAGACGAAGAACCUGAUCUCAUUAAAUCAGCUACAAUAUUAUAUAGAGACCCGUUAGACAAACAACACAAAUGUAAUACAUUCCCGUCGUAAUUCCGCAUUUAAUGUUAACGUUCCAUUUUACAUACUAUGUACGAUUGUUUUGAAGUUUGUGUUACGUGAAAUGGAACGCAAUUUUUCGAAUUUCAAAUGAGAUUAUGGUUUUCUGUUUGAAUGGAUGUGUUGCUUUAGGUGUAUUAUGGACUAAGACAGAGCAGAUUUAACCCCUAAGGCCGGGUCGUAUACCCAAAAUAAGCGGUGCUACAAGUCGUAAAUUUUUGAUUCUAUACGACUGAUGUUUUGAAUAUUGAUCCCGGCCUAACAUGGCGUCUUUAAGAGCCUAAUAUGCAAACAUGGGUUGGACAAUGUUGUCAACUCUGGCAGGCCUAGAGUUUAUGCUUUAAUGUGUUUCCAAUUUUUGUGUUUUAACUCAAAUUGUUUAUGUAUCAAUAUUGUUUAAAUCGUAUUAAAUUGCAUUUAUUGUAUGUUUGACGCAACGGAAUUUUUUAAUUGCAGUUAAUUAAGAAAGAUACAGUCCAUUUAUUCUGAAUUCAUAUAAAAUGUACAAGGCUUAGCGAAGAAAAAUCACGUUUUUAUCACUUACUACACACUUGUCUCAUUUAUAAACUUUGAUACUGUAUUAAUGUAAUAGAUUAAUAAAAAUUUCUGUUUUUAAUAAUAAUAAUACACAAAAUCUUUACACAGCGAUCAUGCAAAACUACAGAUUCAAAAUAAAAUAAAUUGCUUUGUGACCUGUGAUACUUUAUCAAAUAUGAUUUGAACCUUUUUUCUUAUGGUUAGUAAUUAGUUCGUACUUAUGUAUCAUAAGGUAUAUUUUUGGAUACAGUACCUAACUUAAUAAUAAUGCAUUUUGGAAUUAAUAACAAUGUUGAGUUUUUUGUUUUUAUUAUAAUCUAAACUCUAAAGUAUAUUUUAUUGUUAACAUAACAGAACUUAAACAUAAGCUUAAAUAAUAUUUUAAAUUUUACAACUACACAAGAUGAGAGAGACGACAUGUGAAUGGUCUCUCUCUCUCUCAUCAUUUAAUUGAUUAUUAGAUUUAUAAGUUUACAUCACUUCAUCACCACAAUGUAUCUGGUUAAAAACAACGCCAUUUUUGUUUACCGUUUAAAGAAAUUCAGAAUUAAUGGACUGUAGUGUUAUUUAAAGUUACUUUUUAAACAAAAUAUUUUGUUCAGUUGAAAAGUAAGUUUGAUGUCUACUGAAUCACACAAUAUAAGAGUAAACGAAAAAAAUGCUUUAAUAACGAUACGAACGAUUAUUGUAUUCCAAAUUUAAAAUUUAUAUACUGACUUUGAAGAUUGAAGUUAGCUGCUAUUUGCAAACUACAAGUUAAUACAAUGAAAUUAAAUUUAGAAUACAACAUUUUGUACUAUUUCUAUUAAUAACGAAAUUCUAACAUGAUUUUAACACAGAGCAUUGUAAACAAUGCUGUAUUGUUUGUUAUCAACUCAAUUUAUUAUUAUAUCCAAAUUUUACUGCCUUUUGUCUGUUACACGGAUUAGAAAUCCGAUUUGACAUAUUUAGCAGCUAAUGCCUUAAUAUUUGUUUUUAUAUGUGGUAGUGUUAUGAAGCACAAUAACAGGUUAUAAAGUGUCUUAAAACUUGUUUAAAUUAUUGUAUGAAGAUAUUAGCUGUGCUAAGGUAAUUAAUUAUUUAAUAUAUAUUGCGUGUUGAGAUGCCUUCUAUUGAUUGGCUUUACAUUGAAACGUCAAAUAUGCAUUGAAUAACGAAACUUUCGGAAAAGUUCCGUUGGUAUUCCAUUCGGGUCGGAUUAAUAUGGUAGCAAACCAAUUUUUCGAGGGUAUUUUCAAAAUUCAAUGAUUUUUAAAAUUUGUCUUAUGGUGUAGAAUAUAGUUAUUAUAUUUUUUUACAUUUACACGCCAAUGGACCACCGUUAUGUCCGAUAUUGCUCCGUGGCCAUGAAUGGUUGCUUUUAAAACACGCAAUAAACUUUAAUAAUAUUGAGUUAUACAAACUCAAUGUUAAUCGUAAAUGUGUAUAUUAGGUCAGUGUUAGUUGUGAGUACAAAUUGCUUUUUAAAUUAUUAUUAAUGAAUGAAGACUAGAAUGUACAAGCGCCAUAGAUUCUUAGUUAAUUGGCCUUAACUUAGCACAGGAAGGCUGAUGAGCCAAUGUUUUUUACAAGAUUUUAGAUAAUCUUCAAAAUACAAUAUUUUUAAGAACUUCGAUAGUAAAUUGAAUCUCUGUUUAUCUUUUUACGUACAUAGUAUCACAUUACCAACGUGACAUUAAUACCUGCGAGGCUGUGUCUUUGUUUAGUAUGUUUAAAAUUAUUUGCCUUUUGUAACGAUGCACUGUUCAAGGACGUUUUAACUUAUUCAAAUAAAUGUAAUAAAGUAUA